Molecule: messenger RNA, 1637 nt
Organism: Cricetulus griseus (Chinese hamster)
Lineage: Eukaryota; Metazoa; Chordata; Mammalia; Rodentia; Cricetidae
Source: RefSeq, a predicted model, not a curated record
AUGGUGAAGUACCAGCCUCAGCUGAUGACAGAGAAUGAUACACUAAAAGAAAAGAUCGAAGGCGUGGAUCACAGUUCCCAGCAUGAGGAAGAUGAGGAAGGGGUACCAGCCCACCUGAAAUCACUACAACCGAGUAAGAAAGAUGAAAACAAAAUGAUAGAUGCCCUUGACUGGGAAGCAGAAGAGAUCACAGAGUCCAGAAAUGAGAGCCACCUACACUGGUCUGAUACAUCUUUCUCUCUGGAAGAUUUAUUUCAAUUGCUUUCGUCACAGCCUGAACAUUCCCUGGAGGGCAUCUCACUGGAAGACAUUCCACCUUUUCUAAGCAGUGUCAAUGAAAGUGUCAAUUCCUCAGCACGUAACACAAACUUAAGCCAUGCUAUAAGCCAUGAUGUCAAUCUUCAUGAAGCCAUGCUGUUGUGUCCCAACAACACAUUUAGAAGAGAUCCAGCAAGGACUUCUCAGGCACAAGAACCAUUUCUGCAAUUAAAUUCUCAUGUCAAUCCUCAGCAAGUCAUUCCUGGAAUGUCCUUUUCACCAGCUGACAAUCAAAUGAGGAAUCUAACAAGCCAAGAUCUCCUGUACGACCUUGAUUCAAAUAUAUUUGAUGGAAUAAACCUAAUGUCAUUGGCCACAGGAUUCAGUCCCCUGGAAGUUUCUCAACUUUUUGAAGAACCAGACUCUAAUUCUGGGCUCUCAUUAAAUUCAAGUUAUAACACAAAGUCUAAUUCUUCUCAUUGUAUGUAUGAUGGUGCUGUAGGUUACAAUUGCCAUGAUCUAGGUGCUGUAGGAGGCUACUACCCAGAACCCCAUAAACAUUGUUAUAUGGACCAUAGGACUGUAUCUGGCUUUCACCAGGAUCUCAAAUGUCAGCAAAUAUUUCAUGACCACACUUACCACAUACAGCCAGAUGCACUAGAGCCCAAGUCUGAAUCUUUUACAUGGUCUGAGAAGUCAAAGAAAAUCAGUGAGUGCCAUGAUGACCCAGAAAGAAACUUGAGCCGUGAUGAACAGCGUGCUAAAGACCUGCAUAUUCCCUUUUCUGUAGAUGAAAUUGUCCAAAUGCCUGUUGACUCUUUCAACAGCAUGUUAAGCAGACACUACCUGACAGAUUUACAAGUUUCUCUCAUCCGGGACAUCAGACGAAGAGGAAAAAACAAAGUUGCUGCUCAGAACUGUCGUAAACGUAAACUAAACAUCAUUCUAAGGCUAGAAGAUGAUAUCUGUAACUUGCAAACCAAGAAAGAGGCUCUUAAGAGUGAGCAAGCUCAAUGUCACAAAGCUAUUGGCAUGAUGAAACAGCAGCUGCAUGACCUCUACUACAAUGUUUUUAGUAGGUUGAGAGAUGACCAAGGUAGGCCAGUCAACCCAAACCACUAUGCACUUCAGUACAGCCAUGAUGGUACUGUUCUGAUUGUACCAAAAGAACUGGUCACAUCAGGCCACAAAAAGGAAACACCAAAGGGAAAGAGGGAGAGAAAAAACUAAACAGGCUGCAGUGGUUUGAAGAGUACUGCUACUUGAAUCAUUCAGUUAAGGGUACAUGUUGAAGUUCAUAUUGAUGUUUAUGACUCAAGGUUAUGCUUCUGUGAAGUUGGGAGAGCCACACCUUUUCAUGGACCACUUCUGUACUGAAA